AGACGUCCAUGACAACGUAACAUGGUGGACAAAUGCUCGUCAAAAUGGACUAAAAAUCCCAGGAUUUUACAGCGAUUUUAACAGACACGAAGCUACAAGCCUCCUAAGAAUCAAGGAAAAUAACAAUGUUGUCCAACCUCGAUGCAAUCCAUAUAACAGCAGUCCUUGAAGACUGUGCUGAUCAAAUUGCUAUUCUGGGGCAUAUAAUGCCAACAUCUCUUGAAGGACGAGCAGAUGCAAGUCAGAUAAUAGAUGAUGAACUUGGAGAGAUCCUACAGGGGCAGAAGGAUUUAGAACAGCGUUAUGAAGCUAUGCUGAGUCAUAGAGAGGAUAUUAAAACACAGCACUACAAUAACCAAUCCAAGUUACUGGAAUCUGAUGCUCGUGUGUCCUCAGCGGCACGCUCACUUAGGGAUGGUGCCCAAGCACUUAACAGGAGUUUUAAGCAGAAUCCCUUGACAAGCGACAACCUGGCAAAGAUCCAGGAAGACAGAAAGUUUCUGCAAGAUGUUAUUGAGGCAACAUUGGCUGAAGUCAUAUCAAGUAAUACCUUUGAUUCUCUUAUUGAUGCUGUCAGUACAGAAAAAGAGAAGAAAGCUGCAUUGCAGCAAACAAUACUCAAAGAGGAAGAAAGUCGAAAACUUGUAAAGAGCUUGCAAAAACAAUUAAUAGAAGUAAAGAAAGAAAAAGAAAGUGAAAUACAGCAACGGAAUGAAAUGAUUGCACACCUCAAAGAUCAGCUUCAAGAAAUGAAAGCCAAAACAAGUAUGGAAGGAAAGUACAUCAAGAAAGAUGCAGAGGUUCGUGUUUCAUGUACAAUGAAAAAGUGCCAACAGAGUGAAAACAGCCUGAAAGAAGAGCUAGAGACAUUAAAAUACAAGAUUGAUGAAGAAUCACGUGUGAAUGCAGAGAUUGAAGCAUACCUCAAACAGCACCAUCAGCUUCUUGAAGAAAAAGUGGAGUACUGGAUGGAAAAGUAUGACCAUGAUGUGGAGCAGAAACAACAUGAACUUGAUGUUCUAAAGGCCUCAAAAGCUAAUGAUCUUGCAAGGCUACGGGAACUCACGCAGAAAUACUCGGAAUAUGAAAAAGUUGUCAUAGAAGAUCGUGUAGAGAAAGAAAAGGCCAGACGACAAGCUGAACAAGAAGCAGAAGAACUCAAAGCUACCAUCAAGAUUCAGUCGUGGUGGCGAGGAGUUAUGGUCAGGCGACAGUUAGGACCAUAUAGCAAAAAGAAAAAGAAAAAGGGAAAGAAAGGAAAGAAGUCUGGGAAGAAAGGGAAGAAAGGAAAAAAAGGGAAAAAGAAAUAGCUCUUUUUUUCUAUUCUCAUUUUUUGUGUAUAUUAUUUAUAAUAAUCAUGAUUAUAAUUGAAAAAGUGCGAAGAAAAAAACUUUGAAAGGAUUUCUUCCUGUGUGAUUGUGUUAAUUUUGGAAUUUUUGCUUUUACUUAGAGGUAAAUAAUUUCAGAAUGAUAAAGGCCAAGUUUUUUAAAACAGAAAAUACAAUUUUGGACAAUAGAUUCGUAAUAAUCUUGACAAUUAUUAGAAAAGUCUGAUGUCAGGCUGGGAUUUUCUUCCAAACAAAAAACAUGAAUUUUUAUUCUAUUUAACAUUGAUUUCAUUUGUGAAUGAAGGCUUUGAAUAUGAAAUUCAAAUAAAUCUAAUACCCUGUUCACACCAGACCAUACUCUGCAUAAUGCCUUUUUAAUGGCUAUCCUGAUGAUAAAGCCCCAUUUACACUAGCGAUUUUUGCGGCAAUUUUUGCUGCAUUUUUUUCGUAAAGUUUAAUUCAGCAUACCAAGAUUUUCCUACACAAAUGUCUCUUUUGAAGGAUGAGACCAAAGAUUUUAUAUUUCCUAAAAUUGCCACAAAAAUCACAGCAAAAAUCACCAGUGUAGAUGGGGCUUAAGAAAGCUUCAAAAUUAACAUUUUCAUAUUACUUGAUGGUUGAAGUAUAAUUUACUACAAAUAAAAUUUAAAAAUAUACAUUACAAUACCAACAUUAUUAAAUAUGAGAAACGAUAUAGACAGUGAUUCAAAACGUUUCGAGGUCAUGCUGACCUCAUCAAGUGUGUUUAAUGGAUCUAAAUCAUGACUAUUUAUAAAUUAAAGAAAAUUUGCAUUUUAGAAAGAGCUUGGCCUUGAGGUAAUCAGACUGAACAUUAAGUGAUGGCUUUUUUGAUUGAAUAAAAAGCAUUUCAUAAACAAAG
Messenger RNA from Actinia tenebrosa (Australian red waratah sea anemone), 2208 nucleotides. RefSeq names its product dynein regulatory complex protein 9. The record is from RefSeq and is a predicted model, not a curated record. Gene Ontology annotation, molecular function: protein binding. Gene Ontology annotation, biological process: cilium organization. NCBI's taxonomy places the organism in Eukaryota, Metazoa, Cnidaria, Anthozoa, Actiniaria, Actiniidae. Gene Ontology annotation, cellular component: motile cilium; cytoplasm.